AAUGACAGAGUAAACCGCUUCAGUCAAUGACUCAUUGAUCUUGUAUCCUGACCAAGUCGAUGACCGGUACGAGAAAAAUAACACUACCCAUCUCACUUCACCUUCUUCUCUGUAGAAUCGGCAGUCUCUACUUGCUACUCGCCUGAACCACCACCACCACCACCACCACCACAACGACGACACAGACACCAUGAACUUGGACAAUUUCCACAAAACCUUCGCGGACCUUCAAACCCGCUGCACCACCUUCGUCCACAACCUCACCCUUCUUCGUCCAAACCCUCCUCCUCCUCCCUUCCGGACAAACCUACCUUGGGCCCGGAUAUCCCAAAACACCUCCGCCACCACCACCGGGCCCGUUCCGGCAGCUAAGUCUUCAAUUGAGCAGUGCCUCGAGGGCGUACCCGUUUACGCCCUCAGCAACGCCGCCGAGGAGUUUCUGUUGGUCUCCGGUUCUUCCACCGGCAAGAAUCUCGGCCUCUUCUGCUUCAACAAAGACGACGCCGAAGCGCUCCUCCACCAGGUUACUGAAAUUGACCCUCACAUUCGUCAGGGUUCCAAAGUCGUCCCUGUUGCUCUCAACAAGGUGUUUCAGCUGAAGGUGGAUGGUGUGGCCUUCAGGUUGAUACCUGAGUUCUCUCAAGUGGUGAAUGCACUGCAAGAGAUGGAAAAAUCUGGCCUUCCUUCUAGUGACUUCUCUGGUGUUCCAGUUUUCGAGUCCAGAAGUCUGAUGUUGAAGAGCCAGAAUAAGAGAUACCGUCCACUUUUCUUCAGAAAGGAGGACUUAGAAAAUUCACUUCAACGAGCCGCCCGUGAGCAAAAUAAAUUGAAUCCUGCUAUCAGACAAGGGGACAUACAGGUUACUGCUCUAGAGGAUUUAAUAAAGGAAAUGAAGGAAAAAUCAACAUCGAAAUGGAACGAUGUUGUUUUUAUACCUCCUGGAUUUGAUGUUUCAACUGACUCCAACCAGCAAUAGUUCAGGAAUAUGUAAAUGAAAUUGAUCACUCAUUUCACUUUUAUACACCUGGUAUUAGCUUAACCCAUGACACAGACUUCUGACUGCAAACUCUUAAAUACCGAUGGCAAUAUGAAAUGUUAUUGAAGAGAACUGCUGAAUUUUCAUUUUCUGCUUUGAUUUUCAUUAUCAAGUAGGUUAGAAUGGACUUCAUAGUCUGUUUUUGGAUAAUUGUUGAGUGUAACGGGAACGGACUUUCAUCCCGAUCCAUAUGAAUUGCGUUCAUUUUUUGUCUUGACGUGCAUGUCCUAACAUUCAUUUCUA
Lotus japonicus is the source of this 1279-nucleotide messenger RNA. Its product is annotated as protein TIC 22-like, chloroplastic. Gene Ontology annotation, cellular component: chloroplast. Lineage: Eukaryota; Viridiplantae; Streptophyta; Magnoliopsida; Fabales; Fabaceae. The coding region runs from base 191 to 976 and encodes 261 amino acids. The transcript has 7 exons. The record is from RefSeq and is a predicted model, not a curated record. Gene Ontology annotation, biological process: protein transport.